Messenger RNA from Clupea harengus (Atlantic herring), 330 nucleotides. RefSeq names its product calcium-binding mitochondrial carrier protein SCaMC-2-like. The annotation marks the transcript as partial. The transcript is spliced from 2 exons. The record is from RefSeq and is a predicted model, not a curated record. Lineage: Eukaryota; Metazoa; Chordata; Actinopteri; Clupeiformes; Clupeidae.
CUCUCUCUCCAGGUGUUGAAGACUCGUCUGACCCUGCGUAAGACUGGCCAGUACUCGAGCGUGGCCGACUGUGCCAGGCAGAUCCUGCAGAAGGAGGGCGUCAGGGCCUUCUACAAGGGCUACGUUCCCAACCUGCUGGGUAUUAUCCCCUACGCGGGCAUCGACCUGGCUGUCUACGAGACCCUGAAGAAUUCGUGGCUCCAGAGGAACACCGCUGGUUCUGGAGACCCGGGUGUGUUGGUUCUGGUAGGCUGUGGCACCGUCUCCAGUACCUGCGGACAGCUGGCCAGCUACCCCCUCGCUCUCAUACGCACACGCAUGCAGGCCCAG